Oncorhynchus nerka (sockeye salmon) is the source of this 2047-nucleotide messenger RNA. RefSeq names its product alpha-1A adrenergic receptor-like. NCBI's taxonomy places the organism in Eukaryota, Metazoa, Chordata, Actinopteri, Salmoniformes, Salmonidae. Gene Ontology annotation, biological process: positive regulation of heart rate by epinephrine-norepinephrine; phospholipase C-activating G protein-coupled receptor signaling pathway; positive regulation of MAPK cascade. Gene Ontology annotation, molecular function: alpha1-adrenergic receptor activity. The coding region runs from base 289 to 1800 and encodes 503 amino acids. Gene Ontology annotation, cellular component: plasma membrane. The record is from RefSeq and is a predicted model, not a curated record. The transcript has 2 exons.
GCGCUGCAGUGGGGCGUGAGAGGCGACAGUCACGACGACUGUAGUAGCUGGUUAAAGUUAUAUAAUCAUGUGUUAUGAGACUUAAUUUUUCCGGACAUCAUGGAAUUAUGGAAUCACACCAUAAAAGGCAAUUGCGCUUUUUCUCUGAGUUUUGCGCUCAUUCUUCGUAAUUGUUUUAGUUUGAUUACCAUUGAAAAUGAAGUACACAGGUGAUGUAACAAAAUAAACGAAGUUUGUGUUGAUCCAUGGAUUUACACAUACCUGGUAUGGAGGAACAGGGUCGUCAACAUGAAUUUUGAUACUGCUGAUGAAGUCAACUUCUGGAGUAACCGUUCCUCGGAGCUGUACUCGGAGACACAGGGACCAUUAUCUGCAAAUAAUUCCAACUUUACCACAGCAAAUGGCACAGACAAUAACACAGACACGAAUCCGCUGGACCUUACCCGAGCCGUGUCCGUUGGUAUAGUUCUGGGCGCGUUCAUUCUGUUCGCAAUCGUGGGCAACAUACUCGUAAUACUUUCCGUUGUAUGCAACAGACACCUGCGCAUCCCAACAAACUAUUUCAUUAUCAACCUCGCCAUUGCGGACCUGUUGCUGGGUACAACGGUGCUGCCCGUGUCUGCAACAGUGGAGAUUCUUGACUACUGGGUAUUCGGGAGGAUAUUCUGUGACAUCUGGGCGGCAGUGGACGUGCUAUGUUGCACUGCUUCCAUUAUGAGCCUGUGCGUAAUAUCCAUAGACCGUUAUAUAGGAGUGCGCUACCCACUGCAGUACCCCUGUAUAGUAACGGAGAAAAGAGCCCUUUUGGCCAUGCUCGGUGUUUGGGUUCUCGCUACUGUCAUUUCCAUUGGACCUCUGCUCGGGUGGAAACAACCACCCUCAAAUGACGACACCAUUUGCCCCAUCACCGAAGAGCCCUUUUACGCACUGUUCUCGUCAUUGGGUUCAUUUUACAUACCUCUGGCUGUCAUCCUUUGCAUGUACUGUCAGGUUUAUGUAGUUGCCAAACGGACCACUAAGAACUUAGAGGCGGGGGUCAUGAAAGAACACAUGGACUCGAAUGAGCUCACGCUCAGGAUCCACUGCAAAAACGCACAACUACAGGAAUACUGCGGCGCAGGCAAGGGCCAGACACGGAGCACGCUAACAGUCAAACUGCUCAAGUUCUCCCGAGAGAAGAAAGCUGCUAAAACGCUCGGUGUCGUGGUGGGCAUGUUUAUUCUCUGCUGGCUGCCAUUCUUCCUCGUGCUGCCCAUCGGGUCAUUCAACGCCAACCUGCGUCCCCCGGAGACGUUCUUUAAGGUGAUCUUCUGGCUGGGCUACUUCAACAGCUGCCUGAAUCCCAUCAUCUACCCCUGCUACAGCCGAGAGUUCAAACAGGCCUUCAUCCGCAUCCUCAAGUGCCGCUGCCAUCAGAAGAAAAAGCAGAAGGGCUGGAGGGCCUACUACAACUACCGUUCCUCUCACCUGGGCUCCACCAACAACUCCUACCUGAAUGGGAGUCAGCAGACCCUGUCCUCUGUCAACCCCAGCCCUCGCUGUGUGAGCAAAGGAUCCGGCUCUCGCUUGGAGUCUGGGUGGGGCCAUGGCUCCCUGUCCCCCUGCCUGUCUCUGCCUGGGAGCCCCUUCACCAGCCAGAUGAGGGCCCUUCCUGGGGCUGUCCGCCAGAGCACCAGCAGAACUAUCAGAGUCAACCUGGCCUCCCCCCUGGCCAGGGAGCCAGUGCAUGCCAAUGGACAGAGUGGGAAUGGAAAGGUAGAGCAUGGGGCAAUCCGGGCAACACCUGAGACAAUAAUGUAAUGGCGGGUUGGAGCAUCAGUCAUAAGCCUGGACAAUGCCGUUUGAUAGUCUGUACUUAUGCAACGGUAGCCUUUACAUCCAGGUGCAUGUGGGUAUUUUAUACUGGAUGCUGAAAUAUGGACAAAGGUCUAACUACUGUAGCAGUCUGGAUUUAAGAUUUACGCAUCACACCAGCGGGUCAAUGGUCAAUGUGUCCGUAAGUAUUUAUUACUAAAAGUCUGAUUGCUUGUAGUUCCAUGUCCUCCAA